CUUUCAAGUCCUUCUAAAGUCUUUUCGUUUGCAAAAUGCCCUCCGUUUUGAAGACACGAACUCUUGCAGCCCCUCUUACCAAGCAAUUACAAUGUGGAAGACUGUUAUUCGCUGCAUAUCUUCACAGCAAAGCGGACACGGAAGGAGAUAACAUCCAAUUAUUCAAUAACACUUACUCUCGAGACGCCAUGACUAACAUCACUCCAAGCAUUUUGUCCAAAGUCGGACGAAACCUGCACCUUUGUAAAAAUCACCCACUAAGCAUUUUAAGAGAACGAAUCCAGGAACAUGUUUAUGCGGACUACAGAACUCGCUGGGGCGGCCCCAUGUUUACAAUGGUGGAUAAUUUGUCUCCAGUUGUCACGGUGGAACAGAACUUUGAUAGUUUGCUUGUUCCAAAAGAUCACGUUAGUCGAACGAAGAAUGAUAACUACUACAUAAACGCUGAGCACUUGCUUCGCGCUCACACCUCAGCGCAUCAAAGAGACUUGAUUAAAACUGGACUGGAUGCUUUUCUUGUUACGGGUGAUGUUUACAGGCGGGAUGAAAUCGACAUGUGUCAUUACCCUGUGUUUCAUCAGAUGGAAGGUGUCAGGUUGUUUUCACAGCACGAGCUGUUUUCACAAUAUGAGGAGCCAUUGGAAAUGUUUGAUCAAAGCAGAAGCAAAACCCCUGAGAAACAAGCUGCACACACACUGGAGGCAGUAAAGCUUGUUGAGUUCAGUCUCAAGCAAACACUGGUGAAGAUUGUUGAACACCUGUGUGGAGAGGGAGUGGAAAUGCGCUGGGUUGAUGCAUACUUUCCCUUCACCCAUCCUUCCUGGGAAUUAGAAGUUAAUUUUGAAGGUGAAUGGUUGGAGCUGCUUGGGUGUGGCGUGAUGGCACAGGAGAUACUUGUAAAUGGUGGAGCUGAACACAAGAUAGGCUGGGCAUUUGGUAUUGGACUUGAGCGUUUGGCCAUGAGGCUUUUUAACAUCCCUGAUAUUCGGCUGUUUUGGAGUGAUGAUCCAAGAUUCCUUUCUCAGUUUGAGGGAAACAAAGUUGUUGAGUUCAAGCUGUUCAGCAAGUACCCACCUACUUACAAGGAUGUGGCGUUUUGGAUUCCUGAAAACUUCUCUCCAAAUAACCUGUUUGAUGUGGUUCGUGGGGUGGCCGGUGACAUAGUGGAAAAGGUGGAGUUGGUGGACACAUUCUGUCAUCCCAAGACUCAGAGAGAGAGUCACUGCUAUAGGAUAACUUACAGGUCCAUGGAUAAGACUUUUACUGACAUUGAAAUUAAUAGUAUUCAGGAUGAGGUCAGGGAAGAAAUUCAGAAGAGAUUAUUGGUAGAACUUAGGUAGAUUACUCCAUCUAUGUCAUUUUGAAAUAGAUGCUUGAUCAAGCUGUGGUGUGAUUUGAAGAAAUUGCACUGGUUUUGCUUUUUUAAGCUCUAUGAUUGGUCCUAAAAAUGUGUGCCAGCCACUGAACCAAUCAGAUGCUAAACUUGUCAUUUUCCAGUGCUUGAGGCAGGUUAGGUGCAACUAAUUGAGUUCUCAUUGGCUCCCUGAGAUUCUUUUUUUUUGUUCUGAUUGGCUUUUAUGUUUACAUUGCCCUGGAUUUAAAUUUAAGAAACUUAAAAAUUGUACAGUGUUCUAAAACAUCUGCAUUCAAAUUUUGUUCCCUCAUAUAAGUGGGUCACAUUGAACCAAAGAAAUUGUUACUUGUGAAAUAGGCUUUAAAUUUUAUUUCCCACUAAGAAGACAACGUAAACAAGUAUUAGUAGAUUUUGAGUACACUUUUUCCCCUAACAAAUUGUGUUUUGGCUCCAGUUGUUCAAAGGUUGGAUAAGGCUAUGCACUGAAUAAAUUUUAUCUGGUGAAUAGUGCAGUAUAUUUUGCCAUCACUUAUCUACUGGAUAGUGAUUUAUCCAUUGGAUAAUGUUAUCAGACCUUCAUACAGUUGGGCCUUGAAGUUUAGAGCCUGUUAAUUUAAGAAAUCCCGAGGAAAACACACUUUGUAUAGUUUCAGAUACAGCUAAUUCCUUAUUGAGUUUGAAUAACAUUCAUAAAUCGUUUGAAAGUAAACCUCUGACGAUACUUAA
This is a messenger RNA of Pocillopora damicornis (cauliflower coral), 2080 nucleotides long. RefSeq names its product phenylalanine--tRNA ligase, mitochondrial. Gene Ontology annotation, molecular function: tRNA binding; ATP binding; phenylalanine-tRNA ligase activity. Gene Ontology annotation, biological process: phenylalanyl-tRNA aminoacylation. Gene Ontology annotation, cellular component: mitochondrion; cytoplasm. The record is from RefSeq and is a predicted model, not a curated record. Lineage: Eukaryota; Metazoa; Cnidaria; Anthozoa; Scleractinia; Pocilloporidae.